Messenger RNA from Trichosporon asahii var. asahii CBS 2479, 495 nucleotides. RefSeq lists its product as uncharacterized. Lineage: Eukaryota; Fungi; Basidiomycota; Tremellomycetes; Trichosporonales; Trichosporonaceae. Bases 1 to 495 code for a protein of 164 amino acids. The record is from RefSeq and is a predicted model, not a curated record. The transcript has 2 exons.
AUGUCCGCCCCUCUGCGCAACUUCGGCGCGCGAAAGCUGCUCUCGAAGCAGGCGCACCCCGCCAUUCUGCCCCUUCCCGCGCAGCAGUCGGGUAACAACAAGCCCUUCUCGCUCAAGAAGACGCGGCGCAACUGGAAGCCGAACGUGCACAUCAUGAACAUGCCCGUUAACAUUCUUGGCGGUGCGCCGACCAUUGCACAGAACCUCGCCAACCUCAACGAGUCCAAGUUCGUGCGCGGACCGCACCUCAAGCGCGUCAAGCUCGCGGCGCGGGAUAAGAAGACGGUCGACAAGGCUGGUGGUGUCGAGGGCCUGCUUCUCUCUCUGCCCGCGUCCAAGCUCACGCCCUACGGCCAGCUCCUCCGUACCGAGCUUUUCCGUGAGCUGCACAGCAUCAAGGCCCAGAUCGAGGCCAACCCGGAAGAGAAGGUUGCCCCGAAGCUCAUUGAGGGCGCUGUCUCCGCUGAGGCCGCUGAGGCCACUGAGCAGCGAUAA